GUUAAAGGAAGUAACUAGUUUCGAUAUUUUAGAUCAAAAUGGCGGUAUAACCAGUCCGCUUACAAAUUGUUAAAAUUACACCGUAGAAUGGAAUAAUUUGGAUUAAAAUUUAAUUUAAAUGCCCGAAUUAAAGAAGAACCGCACCACAAUCAAGCAACAGAUAUGAGUCAUGAGGAGAGCAUUGAUGCAAUGCCACUUCCGCCCCAUCCAGCCAAUGAAAACGAGUCAUUCAUUAGACGCCAUGAGCCGGUGGCAAGAACGGAUCCACCCCUUCCUUUGCCUCCACCACCAGCCGACUGGCAGUUCAAUAAGUUCCUUGGUGAAAUUGCCGAUUCCUUGAUGAUGGAGGAUUUGGUUAAAAUAAAACACCAAUUUUCAGGAGACGGUGGCAUUGGGCUAAGUGUUCUCGAAGGCAUUAACACACCGCGGGAAUUGUUUAGAAUAUUGAAAAACAGAGGUUAUUUAAACAGAAACAACAUGAUUUACUUGCAAAGUGCGCUUAAAGUCAUCGGACGAAUGGACCUCGUUCAAAAAGCUAUAGAUUUCUGUAGGGAAACGGGGAAUACUCUGCAUUUCUACCCUGCUACAGAAGAACCAGAAAAUGGUUACAGGUAUGUGCGAUUGCAUGUUGACGGCAUAGACUACAGCAACUGUACGGAUAGCUAUUUACAACAGUUGCGAGAGAGGCUGGCGUCAAUUCUGUUCCUGCCACCACAGUUCAUCAUGAUUGCAGGAAUUGAACCUUCGUCCAGUAUGCUAUUGACGUUUAUGAUACCAGAGCAGUAUUGCGAACUUCUCCUCAAUAUGCUUAAGUCUGGGGAGGUAUUUCCAUGCCUUCAGAAGCUUGGCGUUGACGUUAUUUCUGUAGAUGAACUUACAGUCAACUUAAACGGUGUCACUGAUGCAGAGAAAAUUGAAACAGAGCAACAGAGUAGGCUUAAAACAGUGUAUGAACAGUUAGCAGAGAAAACGAAGCAGCUUGAAAAAACUGAGCUUGAACUGCUUAGCAUGGGCCGUAAAAUAGACAAGCUAUCAGAAGAUUUGAUACAAGCAAAUAAAAAGGCGUUUGAUGCGGAUAAAAUCCAAGCAGCUUUUAGGAAUAUCAAUAGAGAAGCGCGCAAGGAUGUUUUUGAUUUUGAAGAAGUUUUUACAGAGCCGGUUCGUUCGUUAAUACAAACAUCACUUGACGAAUUCAAAGAUGGUUUGAAGAAAGUCGAUGAUCAUCAAAAAGGGACUGUUGUACAAAUUUUAAACAAACAUACGGACAUCCUAUCAUUCAGCAUGUUAGAAUUCUUUCAGCUGCGCGAGACUACUCUACAAAAUGAGAUAAGAAGGUUGAAGUCGUUGGUUAUUCCAUUGCAAUGCGACUUGGCCAAGUACCAAUUACUUGCAAACUUGGAAAAAGAAAAUCUGGAAGAGAGUUUGUUGGCAUUACUGCAACAACUAUUUGAAAGCAUACAAGGCUCUGUAACGGAUAUUGAGCUUACUGAUGUUGGACUUGCAAUUCUUCGGAAGAUAAGUAGAAGGCUUCGAUAUAAAGAGAAAUUGAAAAUCGAAAGAAAAUAUGAAUGGAAGAAAGACGACCGGAUAAAGAAAGAUAUGGACACCGACCAGUCAUUCUUCUUGGCUGGCAUUUUGUACAAAGAAGUGGAAACCAAGCAGAAAUUAAUCGAUUACGAAACGUUUAUCUCCGGAAUAUUAGAUGAAGUUGGGAGAGAGGACCUUAAGAGAAAGUUCUAUGAGUUGCUGAGGACAAGCCACCAGUUCCGUAGGUCUUCAAAGAUUCCAGACCAACCAAAACAAACUCCAUCAGCCCAAGCGGCGCAACAAGAUCCUGCCAUGUCAAACGCAUUGCAGAAAAUGGCUAAACAGGUGGACGAAAUGUACCAGCAGAUGAACUCCAACUUAUGUGGCCCAAGGCUGGACACUGACCCGCUGCAAACCCCACUGUUUGAUUUUCAGUCGAAACUGUUCCGAGCGAGAGGGUCGUCGACCGAUCGUGAAGAAUCGAAUAAAGAAAGGCAUGUUUCAGCCGAGCAGGUCUGACGAAACUCAAGAAAUUCAAGAAAGCAAUUGAGAUCCAUUUCAAACACAGUACGAUAUUCGGAAUUUCAACGCUGAAAAAAUCCUACUAUGGAAAGGUUUGAAAUCUGCCUAUUUUGAAAAAGGAUAAAUGUUAUUGAAAUGUUUACCUCAUCAUGUUAAAUGCAACCAGUUUGUCAUAGACGUCUAUAGGUUUUCAAGAUCGUCUUUAACAACACGUUUUAACACAUAUUGUUUAUAUGUGUCCAAUUAGUGCCUUUGCAUAUGUGCCUUAAUUUAUUUAUCACAAAAUCAGUCAUAACGCAAAACAAUAUAUAUUUCGGCAAUUGAAGUUGUUCUGAGGAAUGUGUUGGAGAUAAAAAAGAGAAUUUGAAUGAAAAAUACUUAUAAAAACACUGAAGCUAAAGAGAAUGUAAAAAAAGAAAAAAAAAAAAAAAAAAAAAAAAACAUAAAAAUACAUAAAAACAAACAGACAUGAACGAUACGUCUGUGCUACGAGUACGUGGGAGAAUAGAAAAAAAUAAACAUUUUAAGAUUUUGCAAAGUUAAAAACACUUUAAGAAGGAAACAUGUAUAAGUGUGGUUUGUGGCUAUAUAUUGUGUUGGCGUCUAAUUUCUUGCUGAAUUUUGUUUGGUCGAUUCCUACCACCAUUAUCAAUUCGAAACUGCAAACGUCGCUUCUGGAACAUUUGUUGAAUAAAGUAUGCACUGUACAAGCACAGCUUUCGGUACAGUUCUGUUUUAAACUUUGUCAAAACAAAAAAACAUUAGUAAAAUAGCUGGAGCAAUCGUUAAAAUAUAUACAUACCUUUAUCACAAUCUCUCCCCGUAACCGUCUGGAAAAUGAAUUUAGUUAUGUGUCGACUAGGAUUUAAGUCUGUAUAUUCCUUCUUAAAUAGUUGUUUAAUUCCAUGAUUGCCAUAUUUAAGUGUUUUAACUCAUCAGGCUUUUAUCAUUUCCAUGACUUAACUUUUUACAUUAAUUCUGCUUUCUUUUCAUAUACAUGUUGUAUUAUGCUUUGAUUGAAUAGUUCAGAGAGGAGAUAAAACGAAUGGAAUUUUCUUCAAUGAAAACCUAUAUAUGUUGAUUGGCGGAAAAUAAUAUGGAAGCGGGAAACCACAAAAUACUUACCACUUAAUGGUAUGGAAAUGGUAAUCUUCGUUUAAAUGUGUUCGAAUCUAACCGUCUUUAGGGACUCACUUUAGACUCUAUUUGAAAAGAUUAAAAUGGAAUGUGGGGUGUUAACUGUGCUGCACUUACAAUCAUUGCCAAUUAAAGAUCUCAAUCCAAUUACUUUCAAAUUUUGGAUGUAUUUUGUGCUUGCAUAUCAUUCACCCAUGUUGUCAUGAACAGUUUAGUUUUGUAUUUGUCGAGUUAAUCUUUGGUAACAAACAAGCCAUUCCCAAGCAAACUAUCGUAAUACCUUUCCCAAAUAGCAUUUGAGUUUUUUGCGAUUUUUAGCCUAAAUACUUGUGUGCAUAUACUUUUUCUUUUUAAAAAUCAUGAAAAUAAAAUACCUGUUGCAAACACGCUGCUGCAUUGAUUUAACACAAACAGUUUUUAUCACUAAAUUGAGUAAUAAUCUUAGUGCGUAAAAUUUGAAACCUGUUUUAUUAUGUAUGUGCAAAACUUUUAGACAUGUAUUUAGAAAUGGUUAAAGGCUGUUUAGUUCUUUACAUACUAUGAAGAAUACAACUUAUCAACACUGUUUAUACUUAACGCUUCACCUGAUUACAAUCAACAAUGGCUGACUGCUGAUUUUAAUGAAAUAGAUGUAUGAGCUAAUUCCUUCCCAUUUGACAAAAUAUUAUGUUGACCACUAAUGCAUGUUUUUUAUGAGAUAGAAGUUUGCAUUGUAUCUAAAUGGUUGGAAAUACUGAAAAAAAUGUCUCUUAGAACAAGUUACAAAAAUGAGUGUCGAUAAUAGUAAAUAUAGACAAUUUGCUUAUAAUGAAAAGUUUGUUGUAACUUGGUACAUGGGACGCAAACACGUAAAACGAUAAUUUUGAUUUAGAAUAGUUACCUCUCUUGUCAUUAUUCUAGAAUAAAUAAACAUAAAUAAUGAAAUAAAGGCAUUUAGAAAUCUU
This is a messenger RNA of Mya arenaria, 4130 nucleotides long. RefSeq lists its product as uncharacterized. NCBI's taxonomy places the organism in Eukaryota, Metazoa, Mollusca, Bivalvia, Myida, Myidae. The transcript is spliced from 7 exons. The record is from RefSeq and is a predicted model, not a curated record. Gene Ontology annotation, molecular function: protein binding. Gene Ontology annotation, biological process: regulation of apoptotic process. The coding region runs from base 163 to 2046 and encodes 627 amino acids.